AUGGAACCCAGGAACACAUCCACUGUCACAGAGUUCCACCUUCUGGGCUUUCAGAAUCUCUCAGCCCUACAGGCCCUGCUGUUCCCUGUGUUCCUCCUCACGUACCUCCUGACCGUCACCGGGAACCUGACCAUCAUCGUGAUUGUGAGCCAGAAUCCUCGGCUCAACACCCCGAUGUACACCUUCCUCAAGCACCUCUCUUUGCUGGAGAUCUGGUACACCACGACUAUCGCCCCAAUGCUCCUGACCAGCCUGCUGUCUUGGAGACGGGCCAUCUCCUUCCCGGCCUGUAUGACACAACUCUACUUCUUUGUCUUCUUUGGGGCCACGGAAUGCUUCCUGCUGACCACGAUGGCCUAUGACCGUUACCUGGCUAUCUGUAACCCUCUCUACUACACUGCCUUGAUGAGCCCAGGAGCCUGCAUGAAAUUGGUGGUGGGGUCCUGGAUGGCUGGACUCUGGACCGCCCUCGUUCCCUCCUUGAUGAUCUCCAAGUUGAGGUUCUGCGGGCCCAACCAGAUUGAUCACUUCUUCUGUGAUCUCCUUCCCCUAAUGCAGCUCUCGUGCUCCAGUACGGCCGCUACAGAGACGGUCAUCUUCAUCCUGUCCGUUAUGGUGCUGUGCAUCUGUUUCCUCAUGACUUUGUUCUCCUACGUUUUCAUCGUGUCCACCAUCUUGAAGAUCCCCUCUGCAUCGGGCCAGAGGAAGACCUUUUCCACCUGCGGUUCCCACUUGGCUGUGGUCACCAUCUACUACGGGACCAUGAUCUCCAUGUAUGUCCGGCCCAACGCCCUCCUGUCGCCCGAUCUCAACAAGGUAAUCUCUGUGUUCUACACGGUGGUGACCCCGCUGCUCAACCCCAUCGUCUAUAGCUUGAGGAACAGGGACUUCAAAGAGAUACUGAGGAAGGUCGUCAAGAGGAAUAGUAGCAUCUAA
Molecule: messenger RNA, 936 nt
Organism: Ornithorhynchus anatinus (platypus)
Lineage: Eukaryota; Metazoa; Chordata; Mammalia; Monotremata; Ornithorhynchidae
Product: olfactory receptor 11L1-like
Exons: 1
Coding region: 1-936 (311 amino acids)
Biological process (GO): G protein-coupled receptor signaling pathway
Cellular component (GO): membrane
Molecular function (GO): olfactory receptor activity; G protein-coupled receptor activity
Source: RefSeq, a predicted model, not a curated record